UGCCCGCCUGCCCGCGAAUUGAGCGCCAUGUCAGGCACCCCGAGCCGCGGCACCCCCGGCGGGACCCCGCUGUCGCCGACUCGCAUCUCCCGCCUGCAGGAGAAGGAGGAGCUGCGGCAGCUCAAUGACCGCCUGGCCGUUUACAUCGACCGUGUGCGGGCGCUGGAGCUGGAGAAUGACCGGCUGCUGCUGAAGAUCUCCGAGAAGGAGGAGGUCACCACCCGGGAGGUGAGUGGAAUCAAGAGUCUCUAUGAGUCUGAACUGGCUGAUGCUCGAAGAGUUCUGGAUGAAACUGCCAAAGAGAGGGCUAGAUUACAGAUUGAAAUAGGAAAACUGAGAGCGGAACUUGAAGAGUUCAAUAAAAGCUACAAGAAGAAAGAUGCAGAUUUGUCUGUGGCUCAGGGUCGCAUUAAGGAUCUGGAAGUGCUGUUCCAUAGAAGUGAAGCAGAACUCAAUACUGUCCUGAAUGAGAAACGCAGUCUGGAAGCAGAGGUGGCCGAUUUGCGUGCCCAGCUUGCUAAGGCUGAAGAUGGUCAUGCUGUGGCUAAGAAGCAGUUGGAGAAGGAGACACUCAUGCGUGUAGACCUGGAGAAUCGGUGCCAGAGCUUGCAAGAGGAUCUGGAUUUCAGGAAGAAUGUGUUUGAGGAGGAAAUAAGGGAAACAAGAAAACGACAUGAACAUCGUUUGGUUGAGGUGGACACUAGUCGCCAACAGGAGUAUGAAUCCAAAAUGACUCAGGCCCUGGAGGAUCUGCGAAAUCAACACGAUGAACAAGUCAAACUGUACAAAAUGGAGCUUGAGCAGACCUAUCAGGCUAAGCUGGAGAAUGCCAAACUGUCCUCUGACCAAAAUGACAAAGCUGCUGGUGCAGCUCGAGAGGAGUUGAAGGAGGCUCGCAUGAGAAUAGAAGCUCUCAGCUACCAGCUUUCUGGCCUUCAGAAACAGGCUAGUGCAGCAGAAGAUCGCAUUCGUGAAUUGGAGGAAAUGAUGGCUGGUGAGCGGGAAAAGUUUAGGAAGAUGCUAGAUGCAAAGGAGAGGGAAAUGACAGAAAUGAGGGACCAGAUGCAGCAGCAGCUUACAGAGUACCAGGAACUGCUUGAUGUUAAAUUAGCACUGGACAUGGAGAUCAGUGCUUACCGAAAACUCCUGGAAGGAGAAGAGGAAAGGCUGAAGCUCUCUCCAAGUCCCUCCUCCCGUGUUACAGUCUCUCGGGCUACCUCCAGCAGCAGCAGUAGCAGUACUUCACUUGUUCGCUCUUCCCGAGGCAAGAGAAAACGUAUUGAAGCAGAGGAGCUUUCAGGCAGCGGAACAAGUGGAAUUGGCACUGGAAGUAUUAGCGGCAGCAGUAGUAGCAGUAGCUUCCAAAUGUCCCAGCAAGCUUCAGCUACAGGAAGUAUCAGCAUAGAAGAGAUAGACCUGGAGGGCAAAUACGUUCAACUGAAGAACAACUCUGAGAAGGAUCAGUCUUUGGGUAACUGGAGACUGAAAAGACAAAUUGGAGAUGGAGAAGAAAUUGCUUACAAAUUUACUCCUAAGUAUGUCCUCAGAGCUGGGCAGACUGUAACGAUUUGGGGUGCAGAUGCAGGGGUAUCUCAUAGUCCCCCUUCUGUUCUCGUGUGGAAGAAUCAAGGCAGCUGGGGCACUGGAGGAAAUAUCCGCACAUACCUCGUAAACUCUGAAGGAGAGGAAGUUGCAGUGAGAAGCGUUACUAAAUCAGUAGUCGUGCGAGAGAACGAAGAGGAAGAGGAUGAAGCAGAGUUUGGAGAGGAAGACCUUUUCAACCAACAGGGGGAUCCCAGAACAACCUCUAGAGGAUGCUCAGUGAUGUGAAGAAAGA
Gymnogyps californianus (California condor) is the source of this 1837-nucleotide messenger RNA. It is a transcript of the gene LMNB2, whose product is annotated as lamin B2. The record is from RefSeq and is a predicted model, not a curated record. Lineage: Eukaryota; Metazoa; Chordata; Aves; Accipitriformes; Cathartidae. Bases 28 to 1830 code for a protein of 600 amino acids. The transcript has 12 exons.